CUAGAACAAAGGCAAGCCACAUAGAAAGAGGUGACUGAGUCUUUUCUACACUUGUCACCUGAGGGCUAGAGAAACUAAGAAGAUUUGGGGAACGGACCUGCUGCUCAGCUGUGCUUUCUGCAGGAGUCAAAGAGCCCUAGAGAGCUCUCCUUUGGGGAUGGGCUGAACACUUAGUGCUUCUCCCCAUGGAAAUCUGGAAUGCAUGAGUAGAGGUGGGGAAGCAGCAUUUCCCAUGAAGGGAACCCAGGGCGUCUCUUAGCUGGCGGGGAAUGUCUCUUAGCUGGCGGGGGAGUGUGCACUGCUGCACAGGACAUUGUGUGCAUGUGCUCUGGUAGACUUGAUGCUGCUGAGGGGCUGGAGCCUUUGCAAUGUGCCUGUCCCUUUAAAGAAGGGGAAAGCUGCUGCUCACACUCUGCCUCUGUGGGUGGACACAAGGCACUGGGAUCCGACUGCCUGAUGCCAGUUCAAGUGAGAGUGGAGAGAGAGAGCUGAGACAGAAGGGGAAAGAGGAAACCUGCUGCAAAAGAGGUGAAUGAGGGCAGAGAAAAGAGUAAGUAACACUGGAGAAGAGAAUAGCUUUGAGGGGGCGAAUAUUUGAAGGGAAAACCUUUGGCUGGAUCGAACAAAAGAUACAGUGAACUAUUUUCUCUGAACAAAUCUUAAUGAAAUAGCAUUUCAAGGAACAAUCGUGAUUUCAACAUGCCUUUCCAUGUGGAGGGGCUGGUAGCUAUAAUUGUGUUCUACUUGGCAAUCCUGCUUGUUGGAAUAUGGGCUGCCUGGAAAACCAAAAAUACUGGCAGCAGUGGAGACCGCAGAGAAGCCAUUAUAGUCGGUGGAAGAGAUAUAGGCUUGCUAGUUGGUGGAUUUACAAUGACCGCCACUUGGGUUGGAGGAGGCUACAUCAAUGGGACCGCAGAGGUUGUGUAUGUCCCAGGCUAUGGGCUGGCUUGGGCACAGGCACCCAUUGGAUAUUCCCUUAGCCUGAUUUUAGGUGGUCUGUUUUUUGCAAAACCCAUGCGUUCCAAAGGCUAUGUUACAAUGUUAGACCCUUUCCAGCAGAUGUAUGGAAAACGAAUGGGAGGGCUGUUGUUUAUCCCUGCAUUAAUGGGAGAGAUGUUCUGGGCUGCUGCCAUAUUUUCUGCAUUAGGUGCCACAAUAAGUGUGAUAAUUGAUAUAAAUAUCAAUAUUUCAGUUAUUGUUUCUGCUCUGAUUGCAACGAUGUACACUGUAGUGGGUGGACUGUACUCAGUUGCCUACACUGAUGUGGUUCAGCUCUUCUGCAUCUUCCUGGGGCUGUGGAUCAGUGUUCCUUUUGCAAUGUUGCAUCCUGCAGUUGAAGACAUUGGGCGCACAGCUGUGAAGAAAGUACACCAGGAACCUUGGCUUGGAAAUAUAAAAUCACCUGAUGUCUAUAACUGGAUUGACAAUUUCCUUUUAUUGAUGUUGGGAGGAAUCCCAUGGCAAGCAUACUUUCAGCGAGUUCUUUCUUCAUCUUCUGCCAUGUAUGCUCAAGUAUUAUCAUUUCUCGCUGCUUUUGGCUGUCUUGUGAUGGCUCUUCCAGCAAUACUCAUUGGCGCAAUCGGAGCAUCAACAAAUUGGACCCAGACUACGUAUGGUUCUCCAGAACCCUGGAGAAGACAAGAAGCAGAUAUGAUUUUACCAAUUGUGCUUCAGUAUCUUUGUCCUGUCUAUAUUUCCUUCUUUGGUCUUGGUGCAGUAUCUGCUGCUGUGAUGUCAUCAGCUGAUUCCUCAAUCUUAUCAGCAAGUUCUAUGUUUGCUCGGAACAUUUAUCAACUUUCGUUUCGUCAAAAUGCUUCAGACAAGGAAAUAGUAUGGGUGAUGCGAAUCACUGUUUUGGUGUUUGGAGCAUCAGCAACAGCAAUGGCACUGCUAGCUAAGUCAGUAUAUGGACUCUGGUACCUCAGUUCUGAUCUCGUUUACAUCAUCAUCUUCCCCCAACUGUUAUGUGUCUUAUUUAUUAAAGGAACCAACACCUAUGGGGCGAUUACAGGAUAUUUGUUUGGCCUCUUUCUCAGAAUAACAGGAGGAGAACCCUACCUUUACCUUCAGCCCUUGAUCGUCUAUCCUGGUUGUUAUAUCGAUGAAAAUGGUAUCUAUGUCCAGCGAUUCCCAUUUAAAACACUCGCCAUGCUUACUUCUUUCCUCACUAACAUUGCUGUCUCAUACCUAGCAAAGUACUUAUUCGAAAGUGGUACUUUGCCACCAAAAUUAGACUUCCUUGAUGCUGUUGUUGCAAAGUACAGUAAGGAACACAUGGACAAAACGACUCUUGUAAAAAAUGACAAUAUUAUGUUAAAUGAACUUGCACCCGUGAAUCCUCGUCACAGUCUAACUCUGGACUCAACUUUCACAAAUAAAGAUGCUUUCAGUGAUAUAGAUUCAAGCCCAGAGGUACCCAAUGCUAAAGAUAACUAAAAUGAAAUCUUGCUUUCACAUGAAAAGCAAUGAAGCAGGGUAGCCCCAUCACGAACAGUAAUAGAGGAAAGAGUUUUUCUGUGAUAUGUUUUA
Molecule: messenger RNA, 2529 nt
Organism: Gavialis gangeticus (Gharial)
Lineage: Eukaryota; Metazoa; Chordata; Crocodylia; Gavialidae
Gene: SLC5A7
Product: solute carrier family 5 member 7
Exons: 9
Coding region: 700-2436 (578 amino acids)
Biological process (GO): synaptic transmission, cholinergic; neuromuscular synaptic transmission; acetylcholine biosynthetic process
Cellular component (GO): synapse; plasma membrane; perikaryon
Molecular function (GO): choline:sodium symporter activity
Source: RefSeq, a predicted model, not a curated record